Messenger RNA from Fusarium sp. VM40, 654 nucleotides. The record is from the annotation of a GenBank genome assembly. NCBI's taxonomy places the organism in Eukaryota, Fungi, Ascomycota, Sordariomycetes, Hypocreales, Nectriaceae.
AUGGCAAGUGUUGGCGUCCAGACGGCUCCCGGAGCAGCACUCGACGUCUUUUCCAAGACAGCCGCUCAAGUCGAUGUGAGAGAACUUAGCCCAGGGUUUGCCGAUCGAUAUCUAGUACAGUCGCCGUACACUGAGCAAGAGCAUUUGCUUGACCUUGAGACUCUCGACAACGAAAACGCUCUCCUUGCAAAGGCGCUGGGUCAACUCCAGGUUCUUCGCAACGAUUACGCAACAGCACUUUACACAGAAUCCUUCAACUGGGAGCAAGUCAUUGACGAAGUGAAACGUCUCGCUAUCGAGUCUGGUAAAGGCUUCAAGGAGACGUCAUUUUAUAUCGUGGCUUUCCGGUCACGAAUUAAGAAAACAACCGAAUAUGCUGACCUUGGCCGCCUCGACAAAGGGGCACACGCUGAGGCUGUGGCGAGCGGUGGUUUCCUGAAGUACUGGUUCGGAGAGCCUGACUCAGAGCUGGCCAACUUGGCGACUUGCAUAUGGCGGUCCCGAGAAGAUGCUAAGAAGGGUGGUACAGGCCCUGCUCAUCGAAAAGCUGCGGGAGCGACUCGUUCCAUGUAUGCGUUCUGGCAGAUUGAUCAGCACAGACUUAUCAUUCGAGAGAACGUCGAGGGCUGGGAGAUCAUUCCCUGGCAGGAUUAA